Messenger RNA from Carassius carassius (crucian carp), 1120 nucleotides. RefSeq lists its product as uncharacterized. The transcript has 3 exons. Bases 101 to 1120 code for a protein of 339 amino acids. NCBI's taxonomy places the organism in Eukaryota, Metazoa, Chordata, Actinopteri, Cypriniformes, Cyprinidae. The record is from RefSeq and is a predicted model, not a curated record.
ACCAAAGCUCCAUCCAGCAAGCUGGAGAAAGGCUUUAAAUUAUACGCAGCCUCGUAUAUACACGGUUACGAAGGGCGUGAAACCAGGCCCCAUCAAUGCCAUGGUCAUCACAAAACCUGUAGCAAAUCGUUCUGCACAAGGUGGAGUGAGAAGUGGACUCUACAGAGGGAUGGUGGGCCCUUUACCAGAUUCAUGCAUGUUUAGAGUUGAGGAGGCAUACGCAGAAUUCAGCCCUGAGGACAAGCCACUUGUUACCACCAUGAACAUGUCACCUGACAAGCCACUUGUUGAAAGUGCAUUCGGGUUGGUCCAGGAAGGAAGCGCAUUGUCUUACCAGCAGCCUGUCUUAACAUCACGGUACAUCACACUACACGAUGCCCCAUCAACUCCACCUUUGCCUCUUGAAGGAUAUUAUCUUGCUCCAUCUAAAUGCAUGUUUGUUUGCACUGAGGAGGAGCUCUUACACCUUCAAAGUCUAAACACACCAUUAGAUACGGCUCAGAAAAUUGAAGAGGCAACACGCGAGCAAAGCUCUUGUCCUGACUGGCAUCAGCUUCGCAGAUCAAGAGUAACCGCUUCCAGGUUUCGGGAGAUAUGCCAUGUCAGAGGCCUAAGCUCUGCAGAGUCCCUUGCAGAGCGAAUCAUCAGAGGAACCCGACAGACAGCAGAGAUGAGAAGAGGUGCUGAAAUGGAGUCAGAGGUAACAGUGGAAUACAGCAAGUUGAAAAAUGUGAACUACUCACCCUGUGGUUUAAUCAUCCAUCCUAAUGCUCCCUGGCUUGGUGCAUCCCCUGAUGGCGUAGUUUUCGAUCCCACUGACAAUCCUCAGUUUGGACUUGUUGAAAUUAAAUGUCCUAAUGUCGAAAACAUUGUUGACUGCAAAUAUUUGCAAAUGGACCAUGGAUUUCUCACCCUGAAAAAGAGCCAUGCCUACUAUUACCAAGUGCAGGGACAACUACUGGUCUCAGGAAUGCAGUGGUGUGAUUUCAUGGUGUGGGCCCAGGAGGAUUAUUUUAUCCAGCGUAUCUACAGUGACACUUCAGUGCACAGAGUUAUCAGAGAGAAGGUGGAUUAUUUUUACUUUUACACAUACAUGCCAAAAUACUUGUCAAUGAAAUAA